Messenger RNA from Rotaria sp. Silwood2, 588 nucleotides. The record is from the annotation of a GenBank genome assembly. Lineage: Eukaryota; Metazoa; Rotifera; Eurotatoria; Philodinida; Philodinidae.
AUGAAUGAAUAUGAUGAUAAUGAAAAACAAGUAGAAGAAGAAGAAGAAGAAGAAGAAGAAAAAACUGAUAAAAAUGAUGAGCAAGAACUUAGUACUGUACAUCAAGAUGAAACUAAUGAUCAAGCAGUUAAACAAUUAAAUAAUGAAGAAGCUAAACUUCAAAAUGAUUUAGCUAAUGAACUUAAAUAUAAUCUGAAAAUUCCGAUUACUGAUGAACCUCCUAAUAUUGGUCCAACACCAUAUAAAGUUGCCAUUGUUGGGAUGAAUGAAUUAGGAUCAGCUACGGCUUUUUUACUUAUUUGUAGACAAAUUGUGACUGAUAUUAUUAUUAUUGAUCGAAAUACUAAACGAUUAGCUGCUGAAUAUGCUGAUUUAAGUACUUGUACAACAUUUGUUUCAGGUGUCAAUGUACAAGCAAGUAAUCAAUUAGCAUCGUGUGAAGGUGCUCGUGUUGUUAUUCUUUGUGAUGUAAGUGAUGACGAUGAAGGACAAGAGAAAUCAAGUACUACACAAACAUCAUCUCAAAAUGAAAAAAUCUUAUCCAAUUUUAAAACAAUAUCAAGAGCUAUUAGUAUCUAUGGUGUGUAG